CGCCUUUCUCGGGCCGCGGCGGGGCCGCGCCGCCUCCAUCGCCGCCUCCAUAUAUAUAUAUGGGGAGGGCAGCGGCGGCGGGACCGCUCUAGUGGGGGGACGGCGGCUCUGGUUUGAGGCUUGGGUUCGAUUUGGAAAUAACAGAGCAGUUAUUGCCUUGCUUUAUCUACAAGCAGCUUUUAAUCUAUUAGUGUUAUUACAAAUAAGAAAAAAUAGGAGACAACUAUCUCCAUACCUACGAGGAAACAGGAGACUUUGCUCUGAAGUAACCGGUAAACAAGUGUGAAGCAUGAGGAUUAACUCUGCUAUUCAGGCUGCUAUUGACCUCACAGCAGGAGCUGCAGGUGGGACAGCAUGCGUGGUGACUGGCCAGCCCUUUGACACCGCAAAGGUGAAGAUGCAGACGUUCCCCAACAUGUACAAAGGACUUGUUGACUGUUUUGUGAAAACCUAUAAGCAAGUGGGGUUUCGAGGCUUCUACAAGGGAACCACACCAGCCCUUCUAGCCAACAUCGCAGAGAACUCUGUUCUGUUCAUGUGCUAUGGAUUUUGCCAACAAAUUGUGAGAAAAAUUGUUGGAGUUGACAGGAAAACAAAGCUCAGUGAUCUGCAGAAUGCUGCUGCAGGCUCCUUCGCCUCUGCCUUUGCCACCCUUGUCCUCUGCCCCACAGAGCUGGUGAAGUGCCGGCUACAGGCCAUGUAUGAAAUGCAGUUGUCAGGAAAGAUAAUCCAGGGACACAAUACAGUUUGGUCAGUAGUGAAGGGUGUUAUUCAAAAGGAUGGCCCCCUUGGAUUUUACCGUGGCCUGUCAAGCACUUUGCUGCGGGAAGUCCCAGGCUAUUUCUUCUUCUUUGGAGGGUAUGAACUGAGCCGGACAUUCUUUGCCUCUGGGAGAUCAAAAGAUGAUUUAGGUAUGGUGACUCUUUUUCCAGGUCCUGUUCCUUUGCUACUAAGUGGAGGUUUUGGAGGCAGCUGUCUGUGGAUUUCUGUGUAUCCUGUGGACUGUGUCAAAUCCAGAAUUCAGGUUCUUUCAAUGGCUGGAAAACAGGCAGGCUUUAUGGGAACAUUUGUAACUGUUGUGAGAACUGAAGGUGUACUUGCCUUGUAUUCUGGACUAACACCAACUAUGAUCCGUGCGUUCGUGGCCAACGGGGCACUGUUCCUUGCCUAUGAGUACAGCCGGAAACUUAUGAUGAAACAAAUAGAUUCUUAUUGAUACCUUCCAGCAGAUAAAGAACAAACAAUUAUUAUAAAUAAAUGAUCAAAAAUAUGUAGAUCACAUGAUGGUCUGAGGAGGGCCAAAUCAGUGACCUAAUUUUAGGAACUCAACUCCAGUCUAGGAUUUGUAAUCUUUCAAAAUCAGGUGAUUUUAUAGAGCUGUGUACAUACUGCCUGAAUUGCACAAGCAGAACUAUCUCCAUCUUGCAGAUUCUGCACUAGGUACAUUGCAUGUCAUAAAUGUAUUUCCUGACCUGUAAUGGUGCUAAAAAGACUUAUUAACCUGUGGGGUUUAAUGUAACAUGAGACAGUAGGCUAUGAUUUGCCUACAGCAAAGCACUGGUUUUACAUCUCUGCUGUCAGUGACCUUUACCAGUUGUUGCUGGUGUGUGACUCAAAAAUAACAUCAGUCUUGUCUAAUCAUGCUGAUUAUGGAUGACUUGGACAUAAACCUCAACUAGACCACUGUCCUUCUCCAGCUCCCAGCUGCUCUGUGACUUGCCAAGGUCUUGGCAGAUGGUGUCUGACUUACAUACUCUGUCCUACUGAAUGGGCUUAUAAAAGUAGGAAGUGUUCACCCCCUACUACCUUGUACAAAUGAUAUGCAUGCAUUUUUGGUAAAAGAAACCCAGUAACAAUGAUAAGGAAUCUAUGCAGCAUUUUAUUGUUUUCUAAAUCCUUUCAAGAAGUGGUAGAAUAUGCUAAGCACUGCUUAACAUAAGGGACAGUGCUGGAAAUAGCUGCUGGCUCUGAGCACAGAAUUGUAAGUUUGUGCAGGCUCCUGUUUGGGCCGCCUUGUCAUGAACGAGUCCAUGUGCUGGAAGGACAGGAAGCUGAAGAGGAGCAGAGAGCUAGAACUGUUCUUAAAGACACCUGACACUAUGGUCUCUGGUAUAGCACACUCUUACUUGGGCUGAGUCCUGCCCCUUGCUGUGCCUCUUCAGCACAUAUGAGUGGAAAAAGCUCAUAUGACUGGAUAGCUUGUAUCACCUUCAGGCCUGGAGGGCAUGCCUGCUUAGUCAUGUUCCUUGAUUAACUGUGUACUUAGUGUUACCCAAAAUAAUGCAGUGACACCUAUUUCCAGAUGCCGCUUUUGUUCUUGAGGUAGACCAUUCUUUGUACAAGCAUGCUCUACCUUGUAAGAAGCAGCUACUGUCUUAUCCUGGAAUAAGUCCAAGCAGGUCUCAGGUCAGCACAAGCUUGGGCCUGGAGUUGUACAGCGAUGCUGUGUGCUGUUAGUGCAGCCCAGCAGUGGUGGGGGAGGGGGCACAGACAGAGCCCUUUGACUCUCUGAUAGCAUCACAGCUACACGGAGAGUAGCAGCUUCUCACAGCAACCACCUUUGUUAGAGCUGGAACAGCCUCAUUUUGCGUGUUACAGCUUCCCUUUCAGAUCCCAGAAACAGGAAGAAGCUUUAAGCAUAGAUGAAAUCAUCUCAAUACCUGCUGCCUCUUGCAGUGGAGCCAGGGUGCACCUAAGCUGGCUAAUUUCUUACAUUGUCACAGCCUCUGAUGGAAAAUGGUUGCUGCAGUUCCACAAACUCUUCUUGCUCCUCCAGCUUUCAAGUGCAGAAGGAACAAGUCAUCUCCCUUUCAUAUACCAUCAGAAAAGGCAGUUAAAGCAGGGCAUGGCUGAAGAAUCUUCAGUGUCUAUUGCACCACUUUACCUUGAUUGACUAAUACACUAGGAGCAGCAAUACUCUGGAGUGCCAGUACUUUAAAGGGAAUUUAUACCAAAUGUUUAAAUAAUUCAGGUAGGAGGGUGAGACUUUAAGAGUUGUUAGACUUCUCCUUUUCAAAGUUGUCUAGCUAAGAGAAAUAGUAUAUUUGUACAUGGUUCUAAUAGUUACAAAAAGGUGAGGACUGACUCCACAUCAGUGGAAUACUUCAAUCUAUUUCUUAGAUUUGUCUUUGCUUUCAUUUUUUAAAGCUCAUGGUUGCAGUUUUUAAUAUAGCAGUUGAAGCUUCAAGAGAAGCAGGAUAUUUAAAACUGAACCUACAGCAAGAAGCUGGUGACAUUUUUGAGAGUUUACCUUCUGAAGUUGAUGUAAGCAGGAAUUUUUCCAUUCACAGCUGCUUAAGCUGUACAUGUGUAUCAGUUGUUCAGCUAAGAACUUCAUAAUGGUAUAGGAAUUCAUGGGAAUAAAGUUUCAUUUGAUUUAC
This is a messenger RNA of Lepidothrix coronata (blue-crowned manakin), 3380 nucleotides long. It is a transcript of the gene SLC25A15, whose product is annotated as solute carrier family 25 member 15. The record is from RefSeq and is a predicted model, not a curated record. The transcript is spliced from 8 exons. Gene Ontology annotation, biological process: mitochondrial L-ornithine transmembrane transport. Lineage: Eukaryota; Metazoa; Chordata; Aves; Passeriformes; Pipridae. Gene Ontology annotation, molecular function: L-ornithine transmembrane transporter activity. The coding region runs from base 290 to 1216 and encodes 308 amino acids.